Molecule: messenger RNA, 1399 nt
Organism: Mytilus californianus (California mussel)
Lineage: Eukaryota; Metazoa; Mollusca; Bivalvia; Mytilida; Mytilidae
Exons: 5
Coding region: 134-1336 (400 amino acids)
Biological process (GO): canonical Wnt signaling pathway; non-canonical Wnt signaling pathway
Cellular component (GO): plasma membrane
Molecular function (GO): Wnt receptor activity; Wnt-protein binding
Source: RefSeq, a predicted model, not a curated record
UACAAAAGAAUAUUAUAGUUAUAAAUGCAAAUCUCGUUUUAGGGAAAACUUGGUUCAAAUUAAGGAAAUUUGACUGUAAUGAAACUUUAGCUGAGUUUGGGAAUUUUGUUUGCAUCGUUUUGCAAGUGUAGGAAUGAUGUUGUUAAAUUGUGUAACCUAUUUAAUGGUGUCCAUAGCAUGUUUAGUUGUUAAACUUGAUGCUGCAAAUAAUUGUGAACAAAUCACUAUUCCAAUGUGUCAAAACGGGAUUGGAUAUAGAUUUACAAAGUUUCCAAACAGUAUGGGACAUAACACUCAAGAAGACAGUGGUUUAGAAGUACAUCAGUUCUACCCUCUCGUCAAAGUCAACUGUAGUCUAUACUUAAAGCAGUUUUUAUGUGAAGUGUAUGCUCCUAAAUGCAAUCCAGCAAAUCCUUUGUUGCCACAUUUACCUUCACGACAGAUUUGCGAAAAGGCACGAAAUGAUUGCGCUCCUUUAAUGAGUAAAUUUGGAUUUUAUUGGCCUGAAUCGUUAAGUUGUGAGAAGUUUUCAAACGAAUGUGAGACUACCAAAACAUUAAAGAAACCUCCAACAGUCAAGCCUGUGUUCAAACCUUCAACAGUCAGACCUAUAAUUUCAAAAUCAAAAACAGUGAGACCUGUUAUUAAAUCUUCAACAGUCAAAAACAUAGUAAAGUCUUCAGUUCCAUUCAAGCUCAGUAUAAGAUAUACUACAUCAGGCAUUACAUUUGUGUCAUGUUGCCAUGUUUACUCCUACGCCAAGAAAGAUUUUUCACUUCCUCUAGACGAGGGUGUACUCUUGAAAACAGCAGACGUCAGGUCCUUAAAUAAACCUACAGUUUCGUGGGAAACCACUUCAACAGAACAAACCGGCAAUUAUUUCACGUUGAUGAUGGUAACCAAACACACAAACAGAUCUUAUGAUGGAGUAAAUGAACAUCGGGACAUUAAUUGGGUGGUAACUAACAUACGAGAUAGAGAGGUAUCGAGUGGGGUUACGCUAAAGGAAUAUGAAGGGCCACUUCCACUUGAAAAUACGAACGCUGACGCUGACCUGCUGCACAGUCAUCAGAACACUUUAGUCUAUUUUCAGUUGUACAAUCAUGCAGAUCCUUUAGACAUAUUUUCAUUUGAAAAUUUAUGGGUGUUGAUGGACAAAAGCUCCUUUACUGAGUUUAAAGUUGCAUCAAAAUCAAUGACGGUUGAAGCCGAUGAAUAUGCUAGAUUCAAAUGGGUUCAGAAAUCGGCCAAUUCAGAAUCAAGAGUUUGUAAAGACAUUAAAGGCUAUCCAGAAAACUGCAAAGAAUCAACGCCCGUCAAAAUACUCAGGAAAUAGAUAAAAACGUUUCUCUGCUGUAAUAUUUUGAAAAUAAAAUACUAGUUUUAGCAUGUAAUUGCA